Messenger RNA from Astyanax mexicanus (Mexican tetra), 2310 nucleotides. It is a transcript of the gene lrrc58a, whose product is annotated as leucine rich repeat containing 58a. Gene Ontology annotation, molecular function: protein binding. The coding region runs from base 179 to 1234 and encodes 351 amino acids. NCBI's taxonomy places the organism in Eukaryota, Metazoa, Chordata, Actinopteri, Characiformes, Acestrorhamphidae. The transcript is spliced from 4 exons. The record is from RefSeq and is a predicted model, not a curated record.
UUCUUCUUCUCCUUUUUAACUCAUAACAAGCACAAACACUGGAGCAGGUGGAUCUUGCCAGCUUUAAAAUGUGACUACUAAACCUUCCACCUUCCAUUCUUGAUACUCCACCUUCACUGUACCUACUGUACCUCCAUUGCCCUCAAAACCAGCUGUCACCAUUCUACAUAUCUGAAACAUGGAGGUUUUCUCCAGAAUAAGCGAAGGCAACCCUGUUUUGAACCUCUCACGUCUACAGCUGCACGGCCUGGACCUGGACCACGUUGGAGAGGCCCAGAAGAAGCAAAUACAGCAGGUUUACCUCACUUACAACAGCCUGACACUGUUCCCCACCUCUGUCUGCCUCCUCUCCAACCUGGAGCACCUGGAUCUGAGCAACAACUCCCUCAAACUUGUGCCCGACGAAAUCACAAGGUUAACCAGCCUAAAAACUCUGGUGGCCAAAAACAAUCAUCUGGAUGAAACUUCCUUCCCCAAACACUUUGGGUCAAUGCAGAUUGAAAGCCUGAACAUGGGCGGGAACCGAUUCAGGGAGAUACCCGUGCAGUUCCUGAAGCUCAGCAAGCUGCAGUCUCUGUCACUUGGUGGGAAUAGAUUAAAGAGCAUCCCUGCGGAGAUAGGAAAGCUGAGCAGGUUGGAGAUGCUGUAUCUGGGUGGGAAUAUGAUCUCUUGUAUCCCUCCUGAACUGGCCAAUCUGAGCUGCCUCAGAUACCUGGUACUGUGUGACAACUGCAUCCAGAGCAUCCCCCCUCAGCUCAACAGACUCCACGCCUUGCUAUCUCUUAGUCUUCAUAACAACCUCCUGACAUUCCUUCCCCGGGAGAUCCUCAGCCUGGUCCACCUGCAGGAGCUCAGUCUUCGAGGCAACCCACUAGUGGUACGUUUUAUUAAGGACAUGACUUACGACCCUCCGUCUCUGCUGGAACUAGCUGGUCGGACCAUCAAAUCCCAUAACCUCCCGUACCUUCCAAGAGACCUGCCGGCCAACCUGUGCUCCUAUCUUGAUAUGGCCAGCAAGUGCCCCAACCCCAAAUGUGCAGGAGUGUAUUUCGACUCGUGUGUCCGGCACAUCAAGUUUGUGGACUUCUGCGGCAAGUUCCGCCUGCCCCUCAUGCACUACCUCUGUUCUCCAGAAUGCAGCUCUCCCUGCAGCUCCAACCCACAAAGUGACGCAGAGUCAGAAGACGAGAUCAGCGUACCUGUGGACAGACUGCAGAGAGUGCUUCUGGGAUAGCAAGAUCCUCCAGAGAUGGAGGAGAACUGUUUUAUACAUGUACAUUUUAUUUGUGUAUCAGAAAGAUACAUACACUGACGAUUUUUGGCAAAAUUAAAGGAUUUUAAGUGCACCUUAUAGUGCGAAAAAUAUCAUAAAAGGAUCAUUUGCAUAAGUAAUUAUGCAUUAGGCAGUUAGCUAGCUAACCUAGUUAGUUAACUAAAAGUCAAAAGUUGAACCUAUCUAGGAAGUUGGUAAAAUGGUUACAUUUAAACCUACAACGGAAAAACAAACUUCAUUAGCUACAACUACAAAAAAACAGUAGGGUAAAUACUGUAAACGCUUCAUCAAUGCUAACUAUAAUCACCAACUUAGCUAAAUAAUAAGCUUUGCCUGCUAAGCACUAAAAUAGAACUAAACAGCUAUAUGAUAAUUUAGUCCUGUGCAGCUAAGAACUGGACAUAUGUACAGUAUAUUCAGACCACAUUUUUGGCAACCCGUGAAACUCUGUAAAAGGGUCACAGACGCUGUUGAAUCACUAUAGAACUGUCUACCAGGGAUAUAGGAAUGUUCAUGGGGGAGAAAAAGCACAAACAUUGACGCUUCUACUAUGAACUGCUGAAACGACAGCACAAACUUCCCAGUACUACCUCUGAGUUACGCACAGUGUGUUUUGGCAGGGGACGUUAUUCUUGGAAAGUGCCAUGCAGGUUUUGGUUGGUACUUUUGGAGACUCUUCUUUUCUGUAUUGAGUCUUUUUAUGUUUUAAAGUACAAUAGACAGACAAAAGUAUUAAGACACCCACACAUUAUACUGUACCUACAGGACCAAUGUGGAAUCGGCCCCCCCUUUGCAGCUUUAACAGAAGGUUUGUAACAUUUUGAGUUAUUGAGUCAGAAUAGUGUUGGAGACUUUUAUGCACUAUGUAUUUUAGGACAUGCACUGCUAUGUAACUUUCAUACAUGAUCUGCAUGCUCCAUUUCAUUAUAGUAUAACAUUCGAAUAAAGCUUUUUAGAUCCACCCAUCCACCCACUGCAUAGCUAUGUGCAGUUUAUACACCUGUGGCCUGUAUUAAACACCUGAAUUAAAUCAUUAA